Molecule: messenger RNA, 222 nt
Organism: Leishmania mexicana MHOM/GT/2001/U1103
Lineage: Eukaryota; Euglenozoa; Kinetoplastea; Trypanosomatida; Trypanosomatidae
Exons: 1
Coding region: 1-222 (73 amino acids)
Biological process (GO): proton motive force-driven ATP synthesis
Molecular function (GO): proton-transporting ATP synthase activity, rotational mechanism
Source: RefSeq, a predicted model, not a curated record
AUGUUCCGCCGCUCCCUCAUAGCCCUCAACUGGCGUGACCAGGGCAUCAGCUACGUCAAGUACCUUAAUGUAACCACCGAAGCGCUCCACAUGGCCACCAAGGAGAAGGUGCGCGCCAAGUACUCGCGCUUCUCCGCUCCCAACUAUGUUGCGGUGAAGAACGACGGCACUGGCGUGAUGGAGGAGGUGAAGAAGGUGCCUGCCUUCACGAAGGACUACUAG